CUUGUAACAAAAAUAAACCUUAGAUUACAGCUCAACCAAUAAUCUCUCUCUGUCUCUCUCUCUCUCACAUGAAUCCGUUGACUUUUUAGACAACCCAAAUAACCAAUCUUCUGGCCAUUGCCAUGGCUCAGGCUCACAAAAUCUUCUAUCAUCUCCUAUCCCAAUCCUCAAGGAGAUGAACAGCACAACAGACUCUGGCGGCGGACAUUUUGGAAGCAUGGGAAGCUUUAGCUAUGGAAUCGGAGUUUCAAUUGGAAUGCUCCUGCUCAUCACAAUCAUCACCUUGGCUUCCUAUUGUUGCACCCGGAUAGAGCAACCAAGAGCCCCAACAAGGCAAAGGACUGUUCCUCAGGCAUCUGAUCAACCACAAAACUUUGUCAUCGAUGUGGGACUCGAUGAGGCAACUAUCAUGGCCUAUCCAAAGCUGCUUUACUCCGAGGCCAAGACCAAUAAGACAGACUCCACAACCACAUGCUGCUCCAUAUGUUUAGCAGAUUACAAGAGUAAUGAUAUGCUCCGGCUGCUGCCGGAUUGCAGCCACCUCUUCCACCUCAAGUGUAUCGACCCGUGGUUGCGGCUGCACCCCACCUGUCCUGUCUGUAGAACAUCUCCACUGCCGACACCCCUGUCAACGCCUCUGGCAGAGGUGGUUCCAUUGGCAAGCAGGAGGGAUUGAUGACUGGGCUGGAAGAGGAACAUUGGCUUGAAAUAUGGGUCUUUUUGCGAAAACUUGUACAUUGUAAAAGUCCCACUAGUUAUUGGAGCUCACACACAUGAAAACUCUUUUGCUAUAAUCUUUUCUUUUUCUCUU
Alnus glutinosa is the source of this 811-nucleotide messenger RNA. RefSeq names its product RING-H2 finger protein ATL70. The record is from RefSeq and is a predicted model, not a curated record. The coding region runs from base 176 to 676 and encodes 166 amino acids. Lineage: Eukaryota; Viridiplantae; Streptophyta; Magnoliopsida; Fagales; Betulaceae. The transcript has a single exon.